AUGUCAGAAGAAGCAAUUAUGCCUCUGAAUGCUCAGACAAUCAAAACAGAACCACCAGAAUAUUUAGUAGAAGAGAUUGAUGUUGAAAUAAAGGAUGAAUUUGAUGGUGUUAUUAAACCUGAAACGUGUUCUGAUGAUGAGACUUGUUUAGAAAGAUUUAUAAGCCCCGAAGUGACAAUUGAAGAGGUCGAACAGGAGAUACCCCCUUACAAAUGUGAUAUCUGUAACAGAUCUUUUGCAGAAGAAGUCACUUUAAAAGAGCAUAUGAUUGAACAUAUGGUCAAUCAAAACGGAAAGGGCCCCGCUAAAUGUGAUUUAUGUCUCAAGACAUUCAAGAAACCAUCCAUGUUAGCGAUACACAUGCUUGUUCAUACAGGAGAACGCCCUUUUAAAUGCGACUUAUGCACCUACACAUUCAAUCAACGAAGCAAUUUAAAAAGACACAUGCUCACUCACACCAAAGAGCGUCGUUUCAAAUGCGAAACAUGCUCUAGCACCUUCACGCAAAGAUCCAGUUUGAAAAAGCACAUGCUCAUCCACGCGGGUGAACUUUCCUUAAAAUGUGAAAUAUGCAGUAAACGAUUCCUAGAUUUGGAUGUUUUGACGAAUCACAUGCUCAGUCACAGUGGAGUGCGCUCACACGAAUGCAAGAUAUGCUACAAGUCUUUUAUGAAAGAAUGCCAUUUGACAAAACAUAUGCUCAGUCACAGCAGUUCACACAAAUGUGAAUUGUGCAACCAGAUAUUCACACAUAUACACCAACUGGAUAAUCACGUGUGCAUUCAAAGUUGA
Molecule: messenger RNA, 792 nt
Organism: Ctenocephalides felis (cat flea)
Lineage: Eukaryota; Metazoa; Arthropoda; Insecta; Siphonaptera; Pulicidae
Product: zinc finger protein 525-like
Exons: 1
Coding region: 1-792 (263 amino acids)
Biological process (GO): regulation of transcription by RNA polymerase II
Molecular function (GO): RNA polymerase II cis-regulatory region sequence-specific DNA binding; DNA-binding transcription factor activity, RNA polymerase II-specific
Source: RefSeq, a predicted model, not a curated record